AUGUCGUCAGCAAAGGCCAAGGCACAGAACAUCAUCGACCAGAACGGCGUUGCCGUCUUCUCCAAGUCGUACUGCCCCUACUGCAAGGCCACCAAGGAGCUUUUGUCCAAGUCCGGCGCCAAGUUCUACGCCCUUGAACUCGACCAGAUCGAUGACGGUGCCGACAUCCAGAACGCCCUCGCCGAGAUGACCAGCCAGCGCAGCGUGCCCAACAUCUUCAUCAACAAGGAGCACAUUGGCGGCAACUCGGACAUCCAGGCCCUCAAGAAGGACGACCUCAAGAGCAAGCUCACCGCUGCCAGCGCCUUGUAA
Molecule: messenger RNA, 312 nt
Organism: Aureobasidium uvarum
Lineage: Eukaryota; Fungi; Ascomycota; Dothideomycetes; Dothideales; Saccotheciaceae
Source: the annotation of a GenBank genome assembly